This is a messenger RNA of Coregonus sp. 'balchen', 1135 nucleotides long. Lineage: Eukaryota; Metazoa; Chordata; Actinopteri; Salmoniformes; Salmonidae. The record is from the annotation of a GenBank genome assembly.
AUGUUCCCCUCCCCGAUUUGGCUCUUUCUGUGUAACAUCACUACAGUCAUGGAGCUGGAGCACUUUGACGAGCGGGAGAAAGCCCAGAGAAACACCCGCAGAGGCUCCAGGAACAACGGGCUGCCGAGCCCCACGCACAGUGCCCACUGUAGUCUGUACAGGACCCGAACACUGCAGUCCCUGGCCUCGGAGAAGAAGGCCAAGAAGGUCCGCUUUUAUCGCAACGGAGACCGCUACUUCAAAGGGAUUGUCUACGCUAUUUCCCAGGACAGGUUCCGGUCUAUAGAAGCCCUGUUGGCCGAUCUGACCCGCUCCCUGUCAGAUAAUGUGAACCUUCCCCAGGGGGUCCGGACCAUCUACUCUAUCGAUGGGACCAAGAGAAUAUCCGGCAUGGAGCAGCUGGAGGAAGGUAAGCCAAACCUUAACCCUACCCUAAGGGUUGGGAUGAGACAGUAUUGAGCAGCUAACCCUAAGGGAUGGGAUGGGACAGUAUUGAGCAGCUAACCCUAAGGGAUGGGACAGUAGAAGUCUGAGAACAAAAUAAGUUGUGAAUUUGUCUAGGUUUCCCACUGUACAAUGAGUGACCUGCUCCAGUAGGCCUAUAUAGUAGGCCGAUAGGCUAGUAUAUUUCCAGUAGGUCUGUAAAAUCUAUAAUCUAAAUCUCAUAGCUGUGUCAUUCUGUAGUGCAUGCAGUGAGGUCAGUCCAUGGUUGCUGUGACCAUGUAGGCCUAUCUCUGUGUGUUGCCUACCUGCAGGAGAGAGCUAUGUGUGUGGCUCCAUAGAGCCAUACAAGAAGCUGGACUACACUAAGAAUGUCAACCCCAACUGGUCAGUUGGAGUGAAGACAGCUGCGGCUGCCUCUGUGCGUGGCCCCCCCUCCCUGGGCAGUGCCAAGGCUGGGGCCCCGGACACCAGGGAGAGUAAGGACUUCAUCCGGCCCAAACUGGUCACCAUCGUCCGGAGCGGGGUGAAGCCUCGUAAGGCCGUCCGCAUCCUCCUCAACAAGAAGACGGCCCACUCCUUCGUACAGGUCCUCUCUGACAUCACAGACGCCAUCAAGCUGGACUCUGGGGUCGUCAAGAGACUGUACACCUUGGACGGGAAACUGGUAGGUUAUGAAAUAUGGUUAUAUUAG